This is a messenger RNA of Ananas comosus (pineapple), 772 nucleotides long. RefSeq names its product protein RALF-like 22. Bases 70 to 504 code for a protein of 144 amino acids. The transcript has a single exon. NCBI's taxonomy places the organism in Eukaryota, Viridiplantae, Streptophyta, Magnoliopsida, Poales, Bromeliaceae. The record is from RefSeq and is a predicted model, not a curated record.
CUUAGAUCAAGAAAUAGAUCUCAAAAAAACACAAGAGAAAGAGAGAGAGAGAGAGAGAGAGAGAGAGAGAUGAAAGAGUCUCCCUCCAUUCUCACUCCAGUAAAGAAGAGAAUGCUCUCAUGGGCAUUACUACUAGUAUGUUGCCUUCUGCUCACCCCCUCCUCCCCAUGGAAGUGCAGUACUUCAGCAGCAGAAGUGGUGCUGGAGGUGAAGCUGGGGUGUGGAGGAAAGCUGGGGGGGGAGUGCUUGUGGGGGAAGCCAGCAGCAGAAGCAGAGAUGGAGAUGGGGACAGAGGCAGAGGCAGAGGCAGAGGCAGCAAGGAGGGCUCUGUGGGGGGGUACAGGCCAGAAGAGGUACAUCAGCUAUGAAGCUCUCAGAGAAGAUGUAGUCCCUUGUUCUAGAGCAGGAGUCCCCUACUACAACUGCAGAGCACUCCCAAGUGCCAAUCUUUAUGCCAGGGGCUGUGAGAUCAUCACUGGAUGUGCUAGAGAUGCAAACCCUUAACUAAUCACAUAUGGCUUUGGAGAUCUACAAGUGGGCUUAGCUUCUCAAGAAAGAAACAAAUUAAGCAAUUUGUGUACUAGUAGUAAUUGUACUGCUUAAUUGACUGUUUGGUGGUUGCUAGCUAGCUAGCUGGGGAUGAGUUAAAUGGUAUGGGCAUAUAUGGUUCCAAUUGUAAAUUUGGGCUUUGGUUUGGUGUAAAUUGGAGAUCAUGAAUUGGUUAUUUCUCUUGAGCAAUGGAUGAUGAAUAUGAAUUGUUUUUUUACAUUAA